AUGGCUCAACUCCUGAGCAGCAUUCUCACCGUGAUGAAGGUCUUCCAGAAAUAUGCCAAUGAGAAUGGGGACUGCACCUCACUGUGCAAGAAGGAGCUGAAGCAGCUACUCUUGGCUGAAUUUGGAGAUGUCCUCCGGAGACCAAAUGACCCAGAAACUGUGGAUACCAUCCUGAGUCUCUUGGAUCGAGACAGAAAUGGAAGUGUUGAUUUCCAAGAAUACCUCUUGUUGGUCUUCCAGUUGGCCCAAGCCUGCUAUCAUAAGCUAGAUAUGGGAUCAUGUGGAGAUAGUGCCAACCAGCAAGAAGAAGGGCAGGAGGGAGCACAAGACCAUAAGAGCCCUAGAAAUAGCGAGAGACAGCACAGGCAUAGGCAUGAUGAAGACAAGCAGGAUUCUCAUCAUGAUCAGUCGGACAGACCAGACAGGGAUUCCUGGCAUCAUCAGUCCAAGAGACAACAUCAGGAUUCAGACUGUGGCCAGUAUGAGGGACAAGACAGAGAUUCCCACCAUAGUCAAAUUGAUAGACAACACAGGGACUUUGGUCAUGGUCAGUCUGAGAGAGACUGCCACCAUGGUCAGUCUCAGAGGCAUGACAGUCACUCCCGCCAUGGUCAGUCUGAGAGGGACUCCCACCAUCGUCAGUCUGAGAGUGACUGCCACCAUGAUCAAAAGAAAAAAAUGUCUCCACUUCUGAGAAACAUCUUCAACAUCACUGACAUCUUCAACCAGUAUGCCUCCAGUGGUUGCGAUGGGGCAGCUCUGAGCAAGAAAGACUUAAAGGAACUCCUUGAAAGGGAAUUUGGAGAUGUCCUCCGGAAACCACGUGAUCCCGAGACAGUCGAUCUGGUCUUAGGACUUCUAGAUCGAGACCACGAUGAGCUUAUCAAUUUCAAUGAGUACCUCCUGUUAACUUUCAAGGUGGCUCAGGCUUGUUACUAUGCUCUGCACCAGGCCACCGAGCUUGAGGAAGAGAAGGGAGCAAAGUACGAAGGCGAGGGGAAGCGCACAAAAGAUCACAGGCUAGAAGCCCCAAGGAGAUCCGAAGCCCUGGACAGACCGCGCGAAGAUGAACGCCGGCAGACGGUGCAGGGGAGGGAGCUCGCUGAAGAAGAGCUGCAGCGAGAGUGGCUGGAGAGACGCGAGCAACGGGACCUGGGACGCCGCGACGCGGUGCAGGGGCUGCAGAGCCGCGGCCUGCCAGAGCGCGCGGAGCGCCGCGCGGAGGAAGAGCAGCUGCAGAGGCGCCGAGGUCGCGAGCUUGAGGCGUUUCCCGAGGAAGAGCAGCAGCAAAGGCGAGCGAGACGGGAGCAGGUGGAGCUCCAGGAGCAGGAGGAGUUGCAGAGGCGGAAGAGGCAGGAGCUGAGGAGGGAGCUCCCAGAAGAGGAGCCCCAGCAAAGGCGGGAGAAGCUGCGCGAGAGGGAGCGCGUGGCGGACGCGCGGCUGGAAAGGCAAGAGCAGCUCCGGGGCCUGGAGGAAGAAGAGCAGUUGCGAAAGCAGGAACUAAGGAAGGAGCGUCGGCAGGAGGCGUCGCAGCAAAGCUGGGAGAGGAAGGAGCAGCGGGGCCGCAGCGUGGACCAGGAGGCGCGGCGGCAAGGAGAGAACGGCGAGCAGGAAGAGCGCCGCGGGCAUAGGCGGGACGGAGCCGAGCUGAAGCGCGAGCUCCGUGAGGAGGAGGAGCUGCCGCAGCGGCUGCAAAGGCGCGGGCGGGAGGAGCCGCGAGAGCAGGCGCGCGCGGAGGAGGGGCGGGGCCUGGCCCGGGACCCCGCCCAGGCCCGCGGCCCUCAGUGGCAGUGGCAGCUGGAGAGCGAGGCGGACGCCCGGCAGAACACAGUCUACUCCAGGCCCCGCAGGCAGGAGGAAGAGAGAAGGCGGCGCCUGGAGCGCGAGCCACGACUAAGGGAGGAGCAGGAGGACGAAGCCCAGCGACGGGUCCGGCCCGGGCAGCUCCGGGAAGAGCGGCCGCGGCGGCAGGAGGAGAGGGACCGACAGUACCCGGAGGAGGAGCUGCUGCCACAGGAGGAGAAAGAGCUACGGAGAGGGGACCAGGAGAAGAAAAGGCGCCUGGAGCGGGAGAGGCUAGCCCAGGAGGUUGAAGAGGAGGAACAACUUCAGAGGGAAAAGAGGCGCCAACAGCGCGACAGGCAGUGUAGGGAGGAUGAGGACCUUCCGCGCCAGGACGGGAAGCAACAAUUCCUGGAAGAUCCGCGCCGCGAUCUGAAAUGGCAGUGGCAAGUAGAAAAAGAAAAUGAAGUUCGCAAUGACAGGCUUUACGCCAAACGCGGAGCAAAUGAGGAAAAAGAGCGUCAGUUGGAAGAGUCCCAGCUGCAAGGAAGACAAUUGCAGCAGGAUGCACUGGAAGGGGAGGGCGCUCUCCUGGAGCAAGAGCGCGGGCGGAGGCAGCAGCGCGACCAGCAAUUUCAAACGGAAGAACUGGAAGAGGAGCAGCGAGUGGAAGCGAAAAGGCUGCUUAGAGAGGAAAUAGAAGAGAAGAGACGCCGUCAGGAAGCAGAAAGGCGGCUCCCUGAAAACAACUUCCAGCUGUCCCAGGAUAGACGAUUCCAGGAGGAGGAGCAGCUGCGCCGCCAGCAGCGGGACAGGCAGUUCCAGGAGGACGAGCCACUGCGCCGCCAGCAGCGGGACAGAGAAUUCCAUGAGGAAGAGCAGCUGCGCCGCCAGCAGCGCGACAGGCAAUUUCAGGAGGAUGAGCCACUGAGCCGCCAGCAGCUGGACAGAGAAUUCCAGGAGGAAGAGCAGCUGAGCCGCCAGCAGCGCGGCAGAGAAUUCCAAGAGGAAGAGCAGCUGCGCCGCCAGCAGCGCGACAGACAAUUCCGCGAGGAAGAGCAGCUGCGCCAGGAACCCGAAAAGCGGCUUCGCCGCCAGCAGCGCGACAGAGAAUUCCAAGAGGAAGAGCUGUUGAGCCGCCAGCAGCGCGACAGGCAAUUCCAGGAGGAUGAGCCUCUGCGCCGCCAGCAGCGCGACACAGACUUCCAAGAGGAAGAGCCGCUGAGCCGCCAGCAGCGCGACAGAGAAUUCUAUGAGGAAGAGCAGCUGCGCCGCCAGCAGCGCGACAGGCAAUUCCAGGAGGAUGAGCAGCUGCGCCGCCAGCAGCGGGACAGAGAAUUCCAGGAGGAAGAGCAGCUGCGCCGCCAGCAGCGCGACAGAGAAUUCCAGGAGGAAGAGCAGCUGCGCCGCCAGCACCUGCAGCGUGACAGACAGCUCCGCGAGGAGGAGGUAGAGCUGCGCGCACAGCAGAGAGAGGGAAAGCUUCCAGAGAAAGAGCGGCUGCGCCGGGAGCUCAAGGAGCAGCAGUUGCGCGGUCAGGAGCUGGAGCAACAGCUCCGCCAAGAGCGCGACCGGCAAUUCCAUGAGGAUCGACAGCUCCGCCAGGAAAGGCAGAAAGAACAACUGAGACGUGAAGAACAGGAAGAGCAGAUGCGCCGGCAAGAGCGAGAUAGGCAGUACCAGUCUGAGGAUCGGUUUGUCGCGGAUAAGAGGCGUCGCCAGGCACCAGAACUGGUGCAAGAAGAGGAGAGGAAAUUCCGGGAGGAAGACCGGGUCAAGCGUCAGUUCGCCAAUCCCCCAGUGCGCUCUAGCCCUCUCUAUGAGUACAUUCAAGAGCAGAGGUCUCAAUACCGCCCUUGAGAGAUGCUGUCAGUAUACUGACAUCUGCCAAAGCCUGAAGCAAAGAAAAAUAAGAAAAGCUCAGUACCAAAGGAUGACUGAAAUGUUUCUGGUUGCGGGAAAUUCUGUUAGAAUGUGUCUGCUAAAUCCUUAAGUGCAUGUACUCCUUCUGCCUUUUAUUCGUUCUUAACUAGCUCUUUCUUGAAGGAUGUCUUUCUCUUUGGUGUAAAUGUGGUCACUUAAGGAGUUCUGUUUGAGGAACUUGUUAACUUAUUGCUUUCCAAAGUAACAAGGAUAAUGAUUUGAGAUUCUACGUAACAGGCUAUUCUUAUUAAUGAAUGCUCCAUUUGUGGAGAUUUAGAAUUUCAAAAUUAUAUUUUUAAAUAUUCAAGUUGAUUUUUUUCCCAUUGGCCUGAAUUACAUUAGUCUUUACUUCCAAUUAGCUUCUCCUCCGUGCUGGCAUCAUUAGUACACAUUAUGUAAAGUGCCUUUUUACAACCACCCUUAAAUAUAGUACACAGAGGAAGUAAUUUUGGGAGAAAAACUCCUGUAAACUCAGCCCAUAAUUGGGAAAUAUUUAUUAGGAAUAGGGUUUGCUUAAAGAAUGGAUUUGUUGUGUUGUGUUUUUCCCCCUAAUUCUUAACUGCAUGAUACUCAAAAAUCUCAGGAAGCAAAAGCUAUGUGUUUCCCAACCCCAGAACUCAAAUAUUAAGAUGGUGUCUGCUGUAAUCUUUAAUGUUCACUUUUCUUCUUCCAACUUAUGGGUUUGAGAAUAUUAUUACCUUUGUUAGUUUUAGCUGAGAAAGGACCUCAGGAUCCUAUACACAUUUGUCUUUUUCUAGGGCCAGUAGGGGAUCACAGAAAGUAUGUCGAGAAGAGACAGGAGAGAAUGUGUUAACACAGGAACAAGUUCCUAGAAGCCCUUGACAAGACCCAUCAGCCCACAAUCCUUUAUACUGCCUUAGAGACAUUCUUGUUGAAAUAAUUGGACUGUAUGAAAAAUAAAUGAUUGGCAAACAA
Molecule: messenger RNA, 4641 nt
Organism: Echinops telfairi (small Madagascar hedgehog)
Lineage: Eukaryota; Metazoa; Chordata; Mammalia; Afrosoricida; Tenrecidae
Gene: TCHH
Product: trichohyalin
Exons: 5
Coding region: 1-3642 (1213 amino acids)
Cellular component (GO): cornified envelope
Molecular function (GO): transition metal ion binding; calcium ion binding
Source: RefSeq, a predicted model, not a curated record